AUGGGACCCUACGACCCUCCACCCCUUCUAAUCCGCCUCCUCUCCUCCCCGCUCCUCUUCCUCCUUCGCCCUCUGCACACCCUUCUCCUCCUGCUGCGUGUCCCGCCACGUACGCGAACUCCGUCACAACGGCCCAUCCGCGUCGUUUGUAUAUCAGACACGCACGAUCGCCGUUUGGACAGUGUGCCGGAUGGGGAUCUGCUGCUACACGCGGGGGAUAUGACGAAUAGAGGGACGAGGAGGGAUAUACAGGCCACAGUUGAUUGGUUGAAGACUCUGCCGCAUGCGAAGAAGGUGGUUGUGGCAGGGAAUCAUGAUGGGUGGUUGGAUAAGGGGGUUAGGGGGCGGAUUGAAUUGUCGGAGGGGGACGGGGAGGCUGGGCAGGACAAGGGAUGCAUUGAUUGGGGUGAUAUUCAUUAUUUACAAAAUAGCACCGUCACGCUGACUUUCACCACUCCUGCUGCUGCUGCUGCUGCUGCUGCUGCUGCCAGCAAUUGCCUAUCGACAGCCUCCAAAUCGCAAUGUCAAUCGCAAUGUCGAACCCUAACAAUCCACGGCGCCCCUCAGGUGCCCCAACUCGAUCCAUCCCCUCACUCAAUACACGCCUUCCAAUACCCCCCUUCACCCCCGGCCGACAACAAUACCCCAUCCACCUACCCAUACCCAUACCCAACCCCUGUCCCCCAAGCCACCGACAUCCUCCUCACCCAUUCCCCGCCCUCCCAACAUCUAGAUAACUACCCCUACUCAGUUGGCUGCCCUUACCUGCUCCGCACAGUCUGGUCCGUCCGUCCAAUCCUGCACGUCUUCGGCCAUGCACAUGUCGGCCGCGGUGUGGAGAGGGUGUAUUACGAUAAGGCGCAGGAGGCAUGGGAGGCGCUUUGUGCUGCUAGGGAGGAGAGAGGAGUGUUGUGGGAGAAGGGGAUGAGGGGGGUUGUGUGGUGGGUGUUUGUGAAAGGGGGUUGGUGGAGGGAUUUGCUUGGCCUUGAUGGGGUGUGGGGAUUGGCGGGGAGGGUGAUUUGGGAGGGGGUUAAGGCUGUGAUUUGGGGGAAGGUUUGGCGGGGUGAGAGUGGGUUGGGGAGGGAGGGGUGGAUGGUUAAUGCGGCUUGUUUGGAUGCGAGGGGGGAGAGGUUGAGGGGGGCAACUGUGAUUGAGAUAUAA
This is a messenger RNA of Paracoccidioides lutzii Pb01, 1161 nucleotides long. RefSeq lists its product as hypothetical. The transcript has a single exon. The record is from RefSeq and is a predicted model, not a curated record. Bases 1 to 1161 code for a protein of 386 amino acids. Gene Ontology annotation, molecular function: hydrolase activity.